Molecule: messenger RNA, 664 nt
Organism: Salpingoeca rosetta
Lineage: Eukaryota; Choanoflagellata; Craspedida; Salpingoecidae
Product: peptidyl-prolyl cis-trans isomerase
Exons: 8
Coding region: 51-587 (178 amino acids)
Biological process (GO): protein folding; protein peptidyl-prolyl isomerization
Molecular function (GO): peptidyl-prolyl cis-trans isomerase activity
Source: RefSeq, a predicted model, not a curated record
GCAACCACAACUACCAAUACAAACCACUGACCAACCAACUAACGCAGAAGAUGGCUGCUCGCAACGCAAAGGUGUUCAUGGACAUUGCCAUUGGCAACAAGCCAGCUGGCCGAUUGGUGAUGAAGCUCUUCAGCAAAGACGUCCCAAAGACUGCCGAGAACUUCCGCGCCCUCUGCACUGGCGAGCGCGGUGUCGGCAAGUCUGGCGUUCCCCUCCACUUCAAGAACUCCACCUUCCACCGCAUCAUCCCCGGCUUCAUGUGCCAGGGCGGUGACUUCACACACGGCACCGGCAUUGGCGGGGAGAGCAUCUAUGGCGCCCGCUUCCCCGACGAGAACUUCAAGUUCAAGCACGACAAGCCAGGCCUCCUGUCCAUGGCCAACGCCGGCCCCAACACCAACGGCUCCCAGUUCUUCAUCACCACCGUCCCCACCCCGCACCUCGACGGACGGCACGUGGUGUUUGGCGAGCUUGUCGAGGGCGUGAACACCCUCCGCUCCAUGGAGUCUGUGGGUUCGAUGCCGCAUGGAGAGACGCAGGCGCCGGUGGUCAUCACGGACUGCGGCGAGAUUGAGGACGUGGAGUAGGGCGUGGCACCGAGGCGCAUGUGGCUGCAUCAUGUGUUGUAAAUGUAACAAUACGUGUAAAUCAACCCACAAAGCAG